AUGAACUCUCUCCGAAACGCCGGCAACUGGAUCUCCCAAAAGACCCAAGGCCAUGCCCAUCAAGCCAGCAAGGAAACCAACAAGCAAAUCGCUAAAGACCCCAACGUCCGCACGUCAACCCGGCUGCGCGCGGCCGGCAAUGCCAUGAAGGACGCCGUCCACGAGGGUUCGCAUAAGCGACAGGCCGAUGUCCACAAGCACGGCGCGAAGCAUAAUUACUAG
Messenger RNA from Exophiala bonariae, 222 nucleotides. RefSeq lists its product as uncharacterized. The transcript is spliced from 2 exons. The coding region runs from base 1 to 222 and encodes 73 amino acids. Lineage: Eukaryota; Fungi; Ascomycota; Eurotiomycetes; Chaetothyriales; Herpotrichiellaceae. The record is from RefSeq and is a predicted model, not a curated record.